CUUCUCAUCUCAGUACUCGACUACAGAAAAGAAAACACGAUUAGGAUUCUGCCGCCUCUGUCUAGAUUUAUCUAUGGCGAUUCCUCUUCCUGUUUCCAUCUUCUAAGAUCGAUCUUUAGCACUCUGCGAACGUUUUUUCAGGAUCUUCCCAUCGACGCCGUUCCCUACUCCACCUUUAACUCCCUCCGCCUCGGAAGAUCCACCCAAUAUGUUGUCUGUCGAGUUGAGGCUUUCUGUUCUUCUUCUUCGUCACAUGAGUGGUCUUCAUCAUGUCCACCCCCUGUCACGCGGUCUAAGGCGGCGGUGGCAGCACCGGCGGGUCUUCGUCAGCGAGCGAGUUUCCGGUUGAUAAUCAAGGACUGGUUUCGGAUCCUGGAUCGGAAUCUGGAGAGCCGGAGCUUGGAUCCUCUGAUCUGAUCAGCAAGCCAUGGAUGCGGAGAAACAUGUUUUAACUGAUGUGCCUGUGAUGGAGAUCUCUCUUGAAGCCGACGCAAACCCUGAAGCCGAUGUCUUGGAGAUAUCUACAAUAGCAGGCGAAGUGGUGACGAAUGGUGAGAAGUCGAAGGCAGGGAAGAAGCAAGCUAAGGCUCCAUCGGCAAAGCUACUUUCUCAGUAUUCUCAGAACCCACACCGUAUCAUGAGGGGUCCUGUAUCAAUGGAAGCUGAUUUCAUUUGCAAAGCUUGGAUUGUUGAGGUCCUCCAACAUAAUGGCUGGUCGUCCUUUGCUUACCGGAUGCAGCAGAAGUUAGACAAAUCUAGCACUUCUAUUCGUUGGAAUAGAUGCGUUUCUCCCAAUGCUACUGGUGUUAUCAGAGGUGCCGUGUCGAGCUAUCAGUUGAUGAUGGCAACGAUAGUGCUACGAUUGUGUUGUGGUCUUCGAAAGGGAGAUAACUAAGCUCACUAAGAGAGAUGCUUCUGAUCUCGCUAUUGAGUUGUUAUCCUUUUUCUCGCUUACACUACAUUUGUCCACAGUUAAAAUUGGCACAGUCACUCUGAAACAAACUACGUAUGAAUGACGUUGGAGGAUAGGAACUCCUGAGAUGUCUUGAAGAGCUUGCUGGGAAGGAAAACAUUUUCAAGAUAUGUGUCACUUCAUACAUUUUCACAUCAAGCCAUCGUAUCUUCACUGUCUCUAAAAGUAGCAGCAACAACCAAGCUCCAAUUGAUGAAGGGGAAGGUGGAGAAGCAAUUGCAUCUGUCAGCAACACUGCUGCAGCAGGAGACUAUGAAUUAAACCCUCCCAGUUUGGAAGCAAAAUAGAAUAGCCGCAAACACAUUGCGUGAGUGAUAGUUCAAAUGCCCGUUCUGCUCUCAACCCCACUUAGCUUUCUUCUGUUUAGAAUUUUUAAGUUGCUAUGAUUUUUAUUUUUGACAAAAAAUUUCUCUGAUUUUGAAUCCAGUUUCUUCGAGGAGGACAAUUACUAAGUUUUUAUAUUAAAAAAAACAGCGUUGAUGGCACUUUACAUA
Raphanus sativus (radish) is the source of this 1467-nucleotide messenger RNA. RefSeq lists its product as uncharacterized. The transcript has 6 exons. NCBI's taxonomy places the organism in Eukaryota, Viridiplantae, Streptophyta, Magnoliopsida, Brassicales, Brassicaceae. Bases 428 to 895 code for a protein of 155 amino acids. The record is from RefSeq and is a predicted model, not a curated record.